Molecule: messenger RNA, 336 nt
Organism: Aspergillus tanneri
Lineage: Eukaryota; Fungi; Ascomycota; Eurotiomycetes; Eurotiales; Aspergillaceae
Product: RNA polymerase II mediator complex head subunit MED22
Exons: 4
Coding region: 1-336 (111 amino acids)
Biological process (GO): regulation of transcription by RNA polymerase II
Cellular component (GO): mediator complex
Molecular function (GO): transcription coregulator activity
Source: RefSeq, a predicted model, not a curated record
AUGGACUCCCAACCAUCAUCGAAAGUACUACACAACCGCAUCAACACCAAUGUCUCACAAUUACUACAACGAUUCGAGAACAUCAUGGCCACUGCGACAGUCGAUAGUACCAGUCACACGGCCACCGCUGUCGAGACAUACCAGCUUGAUGUGGAGUCGACAGCAUUGGUCCGCGCUGCAGAAGAUAUCCUCGCAUUGACACGCACGAUGAAAGAAACAUGGCUAUUUGGAAAACUGGAUACCCUGGGCGAAGAUGAAUCGGAGGUGAAGAGACGCGAAGAGCUGGAGAAGAACGCGGCUGUAAUCGAAGGGGUGAUUGAUGAGUUGAAAUCUUAA